GAAAAAUAACAUAAUUUUCUAAUCUAAGUACAAAAUCAAAACAUCGCAAAAUUUCGAACCCCAAAUUAAACCAGUUGGCUAGGGUUUCUCGAUACUGCAAGACAAACGAAAAGCGCUGUUCCUUUGAAGGAACUCAUCCGCUGUGUCGUGCGCAAGAAAGAAGAUUGUUUUGCCGGAAGUUACAGACUGGACCUGUAUUCAAGGAAGUGGAAUUAAUCUUUUAAGCAAUAUAUCAGUCUAAUUAUGAAACCUGUACCUUUUGACUCAUCGGAAAAUUCUUAGUGCAUCAUUUUCUGUUGUUUCCUAACGGAUAAUUAUUUAUCACCAAGAUUAUGAUAUCCUUGUUAUUUGUUUCUCAUUUCUCAUUAUUUUUCCGCCCCUUCUAUACUUGCUUGUGGAUGUAUUGCUCCUCACGAAUUAUAUAGACUGCAUGUUUGACCUUUUCCUUUACUCCGGCAUCAAUCAUUGUCCAUAUAUCAAGAUAUUCACUGCUUCAUUAUUUUGCACCUGCUGAGCAUCAUGUUCCUACUCUGAAAUUCAGCAUUCUUGCCUUUUUCUGUUGGACUACAUUUUUUCAUCCCUUGUUUUAGAAUCGUGCACUUUGAAACUCCUUUGAGUCAUACCUCAUGGAACCUAAAUUCAAUCCAAAUUCUUACUUCAGAGCUCCUUAUGGUCUUUGUUUCUUUGUUUUUUCUUGGUUACUGCUGGUCCACAUUUUUCUUCGUUCCUUCACAAAUGCAUCCAGCUUCUGCUUUUUUCACAUAGCUUGCAUUAGAAGCUUGUUAUAUUGGAGUAAAAGAUGCCAAUUACACGAUCCAGUGGUGCAGCUACUAAGUCUGCCGAAGCUGAAGAACGUAUUGAGCUCGGUUCAUAUGACAUGGAGGAGACCUUAGAGGAAGAGGUUGAGUAUGAAGAAGUAGAGGAAGAAGUUGAAGAGGAAGAAGAGGAAGAAGUUGAAGAGAUGGAGGAAGAGGAGGAAGAGGAAGAUGAUGUUCAUAGACAAGAUGCGCGAAAGGAGCUUGAUAGUGAUGAUGACAUUGGAAGUGCUGAAGCUGAUGAGGAGUUGGAAAAGAAACACGCAGAGCUUCUUGCGCUUCCUCCACAUGGUUCAGAGGUGUAUCUUGGUGGGCUUUCACCUGCUACAUCUGAAAACGACAUCAAGCGCUUUUGUGAGUCGAUUGGCGAGGUUACAGAGGUUAGAAUAAUGAAGGGAAAGGACUCGAAAGAAAAUAAGGGGUAUGCUUUUGUAACCUUCAGGACCAAGGAACUUGCUUCUAAGGCUAUUAAUGAGCUUAAUGGUUCUGAAUUGAAGGGGAAAAAGGUGAGGUGUUCGUCGUCUCAAGCAAAACAUAAGCUGUUUAUUGGUAAUAUCCCCAGAAACUGGGGGGAGGCGGAUAUGAAGAAAGUUGUGAAUAAAGUAGGGCCUGGUGUUGUUGCUGUGGAACUUCUAAAGGACCCACAAAACUCAAGUCGGAAUCGAGGAUUUGCAUUCAUUGAGUAUUAUAACAAUGCUUGUGCUGAGUAUUCAAGGCAAAAAAUGUCUAAUCCAAAAUUCAAACUUGAUGACAAUGCUCCUACUGUGAGCUGGGCAGAUCCAAGAAAUGCAGAAUCUUCGUCUUCUCAGGUUCUUGCCGCACAGAUCAAAGCUGUCUAUGUAAAGAACUUGCCGAAAGAUGUAACUCAAGAUCAGCUUAAAGACUUGUUUGAACAUCAUGGGACGAUUACAAAAGUUGUUCUUCCUCCAGCUAAACCUGGACAAGAGAACAGCAGAUAUGGUUUUGUGCACUUUGCGGACAGGUCAAGUGCUAUGAAAGCUCUAAAGAACACAGAGAAAUAUGAGCUUGAUGGACAAGUACUAGAAUGCUCCCUUGCAAAGCCUCAGGCGGAUCAGAAAACGACUGGGAUAUCAAGUUCUCAGAAAGCAGCUAUAUUACCGACCUAUCCACCUCACAUGGGAUUUGGCUUGACACCCUUUGGGGCUCUAGGUGCCAGUUAUCCUGGUGCAGGCUUCCCACAACCACUACUCUAUGGAAGUGGAGCUUCUCCUGGCAUGGCCAUGAUGCCAAUGCUUAUGCCCGAUGGCAGGAUUGGAUAUGUCUUGCAACAGCCGGGUUUGCAGCCACACAUGCUUCCGCCACCUCAAAGUGGCGGCGGUCGGGGGCGGAGCAGUGGCAGCAGCUCUUCUAGCGGCGGAAAACGUGUCGGCAAUAGUGGUCGUGAGCGUAGCCGUUAUAAUCCUUAUUGAUUCUCCUGAGAUAAUUAUGUAUUUUUUUUAUUAUUCAUCAGAGUUUGUUUAUAACUAUUGGGUUGGACAAGCCCGUGUUUGCUUGCGAUCUGGUUGUGGGUUUUGGUAAUGGGGAAGAAAAACGUUUAUUAGAAGCAUUUGGGGCCGAUUGAAAUAUAUUUAUUUUUUACCCAUUUUUAACUCAAACUCUUAACUUUAUUUUGAUUAAUUUGAAUCUCUUAUUUUUAUCAAUAAAAUCAAAUAAUCAUCCGUAUACAUCAAAUUAAUAAAAUUCACUAGUUUUUCAUUCAUAUAUUUUAACUACCC
Striga asiatica is the source of this 2551-nucleotide messenger RNA. The record is from the annotation of a GenBank genome assembly. NCBI's taxonomy places the organism in Eukaryota, Viridiplantae, Streptophyta, Magnoliopsida, Lamiales, Orobanchaceae.